Molecule: messenger RNA, 411 nt
Organism: Colletotrichum graminicola M1.001
Lineage: Eukaryota; Fungi; Ascomycota; Sordariomycetes; Glomerellales; Glomerellaceae
Exons: 3
Coding region: 1-411 (136 amino acids)
Molecular function (GO): oxidoreductase activity
Source: RefSeq, a predicted model, not a curated record
AUGGACUCCAAUGAACAACCCAGCCGCCUGCUGGCGUACACCAUUUACGUCUAUAGGAAACCAGACAUGGAUGAACAAAGCCACCACCACCACCUAGAGUACGUCAACAGUCCGAUCAUCACUGUUCUUCUCAAGAAGUACGGUGCAGUUUCCUACAGUGUGACACAUAACGACUCUACCUCCAAAGCUGCCUUUAAGCGCCUGUUUCCUGAUGCGCCAGAGACCAUGAUGUUGGAUUACGACAGUGUAAUCUCGAUGAUUGUCCCGAACAUCGAGUGCAUUGAGAAGAUGCGCGAAGACCCCGAUUUCAUGAAUAAGUUCAUUCCCGAUCAUUUCAACUUUGCUGACAUGAGCCGAAGCAAGUGUAGUGUUGGUUGGGUGGAGAACUACAAUUUCCUGAAGGGGACGUGA